AAUUGGAGAUGGGUAGGGUUAGAGAGAAAACUAGUUUUAGAAGUCACUAUCCAGUAUUUGAGUUCUUAUUACUCAAUUGCUCUGAACCGUAGAACUCAUGGAGCGAGCCUGGUAAAAAAUAUCAGUCUGUAGGAGGCUUAAUAUUACCUAUACGUUCAAGAUGGAGGACCAGGAUGUUUAUGACAGACUCUUGGGGUCCCAGGCGGAUGGGGAGACGGUAGAAGAGAAAGAAGAAAAAAGUGAAGGAGAGGUUGAACCCAGGGCGUCUGGGUCAUGUGCUCAGAGUUUCUCCCAGUUUUCGACUUCUUUGCGCGCUGUGCAUCGCAUUAGACAGAAGUACCAGGCCAUGAAGAAACGGCGGCUGGAAUUGGCCGGACUGGAAGUAGGAGGACUGGGGUUUGGGGCUGGUUCCCUAACAGGGGCUCCUGUUCGUACAAGCCCCAAAAUCUUCACCUUUGAGGGUCUGACCCCAUCCAGUUCCUCCUUGGCCUUCUCCUCCUCACUCAUGCAAAAAAAGAAGAAGAGGUCACGGCGGGUCAUGUUUCCCAGUGGAGGGGGGUACAGGGCCCCUGUCAUAAAGGAACACAGCCGAGCCAGGCACUGCCUCUUCUUCCUCUGCACCAUCCUCUUCCUCCAGGUGUAUAAUGCCAUAGAGAACCUCGAUGACCACGUCCUGAAGUACGACCUCGAGGGAUUAGAGAAGACCCUGCGUAGGGAGGUCUUUGGGCAGCAGGGGGCGAUGGAUGCUCUGUUAGCCCAGCUUAGAGACUACCUCUCUACCUAUGUUCACAGUAAGCCGCUAGUCCUUUCCUUACACGGGCCCAGUGGCGUGGGGAAGAGUCACUUAGGGCGACUCCUGGCUGGACACUUCCGUUCUGUGGUGGGGGAGGCCCUGGUUCUCCAGUAUUAUGUGUUGCACCACUGCCCCCUGGAGGAGGACGUGUGGCGCUGUUCCCGAGCACUGUCGAUCUUAGUGUCGGAGAUGGUGCUGCAAGCGGAGGAGGAGGAGAAGAUUCCGGUGUUCAUCUUUGACGAGUCAGAGCAUCUUUACCCAGAACUUCUUGAUGUGCUGAGGGACCUGGUGCACUCCAAACGCUCCAGCGAAUACAUGAAUGCUGUCUACCUGUUCCUUAGCAACCACGGGCACACCCACAUAACAAAGCACCUGCUCUACAACUCAUCCAGUAACUUCAUGAUGUCCGCGUCAGGGACCUACGGCAAUCUGGUCAAGGAGCUGACCCCGCUGUUGCGAAACACUCUGGAGAAUGUCCACCCGCUGUGGGCAGAAGCUGAACUUUUACCCCUGACCCUCCUGGAGAAAAGCCACGUGGUGGAGUGCUUCCUGGACGAGAUGACGAGGGAGGGGUUCUACCCAGACCAUACCAACAUUGAAAGGCUGGCGGGGGAGAUAGAGUACUACCCAGCGGUAGGGGAGCUGGAGUAUGCUGUGACAGGAUGUAAACAAGUAGUGGCUAGAGUCAACCUGCUAUGAAACCCACUGUGGGAUGAUACGUAUGGAGAGUUACGUUUCAGAAAAAAAAAUUGGUCAGUUUCUGUGGUGCUCAAAAAACUGGUUUGGCCCACAACAUUUCGGAGCCUAAAGUAUUUUUAGUGUUUCUUGUGAUCCACCACCACCAUGCAAACAAUUCCAACGUUCCCAGUCACAGCCCACCUUGGGGGAUGGGAAAAACAUUGUUGUAAACUGGGAUUGAGGAGUAUCUCCAUGAUGAAGGCUUAUAAUUCUGAGUUGUUGUAAUGGUGUAAUACCGCUGUGCCCAUUCUACCACUACGCUGUUAAUCAAAUGUUGACUGACAGUGAUGCACAGGGGGACAGAUUAGGGAUUAGACCAAGACAGUCUGGUUGUGACAAUGACAACUGCAGGAGUAGGGAUAACACUAGGGUGACCACAUUUCAAUCAUCCUGAUGUGGAAGUAAAGUCCCCAUUGGUCAUGUUUCUGCUUUAACUAUAGUUUGGAACAUUUAGGUCCCAAUAUAUAUAGAAAAAACGGAUUAUACUUGUAAGUCCUUUGAAGGGACCUUUUAAAAACCCUUUCUUACUUAAUCCUAAACCAAACCACAAACCUGAAUUCUAACCGUAAAUCAAGCAUACCAGUGAGAAACUGCCAUGUUAAGUCUGGCAAUAUGUAUUUACUUAGCCUGAUUUACCAUGGAUUACCAUGUUUGAGAGGACUUCAGGUUCUCACAAGUAUAAUGACGUGAAUACACACACAAACACUCCUACACUGAAGGAGCUAAUUGAAUCGCACAUAACUCCCUCUGCCUUGUGCAACUUUUUGUGAUGUCGAAACGAGAAACCACAUAGUAUAUGUUACUGAUAUUUAGAUUUGCCUCCUUUUCCAUGUACAGCUGGAAUUCAUCCUAAAUGAUAAUUCAAAUGUUUUUGUAAUUGACAAUAUGACAUGACCAACUUGAUCUCAGCGGAAUAUGUAAUUAGUGUUCUUAAAUUUGCAUGACAUUUACAUUGUUAGGGUCGCCUACAUUCCAAUACGCUACUAAUUAGGGUUAAGGUAUCACAGUAAAGGGUUUAAGAUUAAUAAAAUGUCCAUGGAUUUGAAUUUGCAGCCACUGAUAUGGUUGGAGAUGUUUCUGUCUACUCACCAUCCUUGACCACAACACUUCCAAAAAGCUAUCCUGACUACAUGAGCUCACAGCUUCCCCUAGCAGAGACUGUGCCCUAACCAAGCGUCACAUAUCUUACAAAUUAGGCGGUCAAAAAUGUACGUAUACCUUGAAAUUACCAAUAUUGGCCUACGUUUGAUCUUGGGCGAGGAAUCCGUUUUCAGCACGUGAAGGACAUAUCCUUAAUUUUCUCCCUUCUUGCGGAAUAUUGCUGAAUUACAGCAAUAAUAGUUGGCAGUCAAACCGAUUCAAACCAACUGCAGCGCACUAACGCUGGAAAGUUACUUUCACAUUUGGUCAGUGUGAAAAAUAAAUAAUGACAAUGAAUUAGAUGGCACAGUGAUCACUACACUAUUCAGGGCAUGUUUACUCACUUGAACAGAAAUGUUGUGAACUGUGUAGAAUUUUAAAAACCAGGAAAUAAAAAAUAAAAACCAGGAAAUUGUCUAGGGGUUUGGUUUCCUGUCGGCCACUAUUCAUAUUGGCUGAUGGAGAGAGUGCAGCUCCCUCUAUCACUACGGAUAAAUUAUGGAUAUUAUGGAAACAAUACAUACAUUUGACAUAUGCUCCCUUAAACAUCUCCAGUACCAUUAUUUGUACUGUAUGGGCUGUCAUUAAGUGCAACAUGACAGCACAUACUAGUUGGACUGAAGAAAAUCUUUGUAAAAUAUUGGUGUUUAUUAAAUGUGUUGAUAAAAUGCAGGGGGAUAUAGUUUCAUUGAGGAACACAGGAAAAUACACCAAAUGUCAAAUGUCCCGCACAAUAAAGAUUGUGGUCACCCUAAGUUAGGCAGUACAUUGCCAGGCAGUAUUUGAUGUAUUGUAUACUGUUGACAGUAAAAAUAAUGUAUUGACUAAA
This is a messenger RNA of Esox lucius (northern pike), 3500 nucleotides long. RefSeq names its product torsin family 4, member Aa (gene tor4aa). Lineage: Eukaryota; Metazoa; Chordata; Actinopteri; Esociformes; Esocidae. The record is from RefSeq and is a predicted model, not a curated record. Gene Ontology annotation, molecular function: ATP binding; ATP hydrolysis activity. Gene Ontology annotation, cellular component: endoplasmic reticulum lumen; nuclear envelope. The coding region runs from base 161 to 1492 and encodes 443 amino acids. The transcript has 3 exons.